AUGCCGCUGCCUGCCAAGAACUGGAAGCAACGCUGGUUCACCUUGGUAGCCCCAACCAUCUUCAACGAUGCAGAGAUCAAGCCCGUCCAACUCAUUUACUACCGAGAUGCCAAGGCGUCCACCCGCCUGGGCAUCAUCGAACCCCGAUAUGCCAUCGCCAUCCGUGAAGCCGACGCGUUGGCCCCCCACAAUGGCUUCAAAUAUGGCUUUGAGCUGGAAAUGCCUGGCCGCACCUAUCUGCUGCAGAGCAGCACAGCGUCCGAACGAGAAGAAUGGAUUCACAUGCUCCAAGAUUGCAUCGAAGUCGGGGGUAAGCAGCGCCUGAUCAUCAACCCCACCUUCCCGUGUCACCCAUCGACUGGAGGGGGCGCCGACCACCUCAAGCUCAACCUCGACCUCGGCCUUGACCUCGGCCCCACCCUUUUAGCCGAUCGGCCGACGAGCAUUGUCUCCUCCAAUGAUGAAGACGACACCAAGGUCAAAUCCUGGAAGCGGCGCUACUUUCAUCUGCGCGGCGAAUACAUUGUCUACUAUCGUGCCAAGGGUAUCUCACCUCCGUUGGGCCAGAUUGACCUCAAUGAAUGCGUGAGCGUGGGCGAGCGUGACGAUCCUACCCUCCAGUUUGCAUUCGAAAUUUGCACACCGGAACGAACCUUCCUCCUGCAAGCAGAGGCCCAGGAGGAUCGCCACAUGUGGUUGCAAGCCAUCCGUGCUGUCCUCUCGACAAGGGAAGCCAGUCGGAUUGAGGAAGGCUUUGACUCUGACCCGGCCCCUGAAGAACACGACCCUCUUCCACUAUAG
Monosiga brevicollis MX1 is the source of this 801-nucleotide messenger RNA. RefSeq lists its product as uncharacterized. Bases 1 to 801 code for a protein of 266 amino acids. The transcript has 7 exons. The record is from RefSeq and is a predicted model, not a curated record. Lineage: Eukaryota; Choanoflagellata; Craspedida; Salpingoecidae.